AUGGCUAAAAGCAAAAAACCGAUUUUAGCCAUCUCAAGCGUAGCCGAUUCUUCCCUAGAUGUAUUUCAAUAUCAGAGAGGUGAGAAUAUUUUGGAUUUAAGAAUUAUCUACGAAAACGAGGGAGGUGAUGUAGGGCCACAAUAUCGAAUACAUUACAAAGGAUGGAAUAAAAAGUGGGAUGAAUGGGUUUCUGAAUCAAGAAUUCUUAAGAUGACAGAAGAAAACAUUGCGGCCACAACAAAAAUAAAGCAAAUUCAAACAGCACCUCCGAAUAAUUCAUCAUCAUCAGUUUUUGUGCAAAUUGAAUCGAUUGAUGAGAUGCUAUUGCCCAAUACAACCACACAAAAUGAACAAAAUUCAAAAACAUCUAAUUUUAAAAAUCGCAUCUUAAAACGUACUGUUGAUCAAGGGCAAGCAAUAGCGAGCACAUCAGGCAAAAAUGCGAAAAGGGCAAAAAAGUGCAAGAUUUCUGUUGAAAUUACAGAUGAAGGAAUGCUUCGACUUGUUGACGAAUGGCAGUGGAACACUAAAAAUCAACUCCUUGUUUAUCCUAUGCCACGACCCAAGACGGUUAAUGAUAUUUUGGAAGAUUUCUUUGAUUUUAAAAUGGAGAAGCUUAAAGAACAAAGUAAAACGUCUAUAGGCAGAAAUAGAGGACGUAUAACUAAAACACAAGAAAUAGCAGCGAGGGAUGUAACAAAUGGUAUCAAACAAUACUUUAAUGAAGCACUUCCAAUAUAUUUACUUUAUCGAUUUGAGCGUCAACAAUAUGUCGAAAUGACAGAAAAAUAUCCAAAAAAAGAAAUGUCAUCUAUUUAUGGGGCUGAACAUUUGAUGCGCCUUGUCGUUAAAAUCCCAGAACUAGUUCAUGCAGUACAAAUGAAAGAGCAAAAAGCCGAGAGUUUAGAACAAAUAUUUAACGAACUAGCAAGUUUUUUGGAAAAUCAAUGUAAAGAAUAUUUCGCGAAGCAAUUUGAAUUCGCACCAGCACCAUAUAUUAGGGUCAUUUGGGAGUACUGA
Racocetra persica is the source of this 1020-nucleotide messenger RNA. Lineage: Eukaryota; Fungi; Glomeromycota; Glomeromycetes; Diversisporales; Gigasporaceae. The record is from the annotation of a GenBank genome assembly.